Molecule: messenger RNA, 1032 nt
Organism: Lasiosphaeria miniovina
Lineage: Eukaryota; Fungi; Ascomycota; Sordariomycetes; Sordariales; Lasiosphaeriaceae
Exons: 4
Coding region: 1-1032 (343 amino acids)
Cellular component (GO): fungal-type vacuole membrane
Source: RefSeq, a predicted model, not a curated record
AUGAGCGAACUAGACAAGGCCAAUGUCGUCCAGGAGGAGCGCGUCGAGAAGGCACCCAGGAAACGCGGAUGCGUCGGCCACUGCCUGAAGUUCUGGUGGGCGUAUCUGCUCGCAAUUGUCCUGAUAGUGGUUAUCGUGGUUCCCGUCGUCCUUCUUGUCGCCAUUCCCAAGAUCGCCCAGUCCAAGCUCGACGAAGCUGAGCUCACCCUUGACGGCCUCAUUGUGUCCAACACGCAAACCGAAAACGUGACCAUCGCCCUGAACACCACAAUCCGCACCGACGGCUCAGUGCACGCUACCAUUGAGGCUUUCCUGGGAGACAUGUACCUCGAGGACAAGGAGCCCCACGUCUCGUUCGCCACCCUCCAGUUCCCCGAGACCACGGCCGACGCCUUCCAGACUGUCAACAUCAGCCAGUUCCUGCCCAUCGAGAACCUCCAGGCCCUCACCGACUUCAACACCUGGCUGCUGGCCAAUGAGUCUUUCCGCGUCACCGUCAAGGGCGACACAUAUGUCCGGGUCAAGGGCAUCGCUAGGCGGUAUCCCGUCACUUUCAAGAAGACACUCACGUUGGCCGGCCUGCAAACCUUCAAGGGCACAUACGUCACCGACACCAAGAUUGCGCUCCCCUCGACUGGACCUGUCUUCACGGGCACUGCGCACAUUCCCAACCGCUCAGUCGUGACGUUCGAGCUUGGAAAUGCCACUUUCUACAACUACCUGCUCGGCCAAGAUGUUGGUGAGGUCUACCUUGACAACGUUAUUCUCCGUCCCGGCAACGACAACCAAUUCUUCCUGAACUCGACCAUCCAGCAGAACCCCGUCAUUUCAGCCUUGCAGGAGAAGCCGUACUGCGACACCACCAAGGGCGUCAUCCCCUUCCAGCUCCGUGGCAAGACCGUCUUCAACCACGGCCAACCGCUGCCCUACUUCGCCGACGCCCUUGGAGCCACCAACCAGACUAUCGAUCUCGACGUCGGUGGCACCCUGUUCAACUCGACUGGCCUGAAAUUUAACUGCAGCUCCACCUGA